AUGUCCCGCAGAUUUCUUCAAUUAACCAAACAUUUAAAUAAAUUCCACAUUGGAGGAGCCAACAAACUUGCCACGCAUACCUCGUCAUUGUCGUCACCAAAGUACCAUCAAAAUACCAGUAUAAAUUCCAUACCCAUUGUCCGCUAUGAAGAAAUUAAACAAUUGCCGAAAUAUCCCAAUAAAUUGUUGAUAGAUGUCCGUGAACCGCAAGAAUUGCAGGAAAGUGGUAAAAUUCCUACAGCCAUUAAUAUACCAUUGGAUCAGGUGAUUACAGCAUUGGCGGAUAAUGUUGAUGCGAAGGUAUUCAGAGCGAAAUAUGGUCGUGAUUUCCCCGCUAAAGAUAUGGAAGUGAUAUUCCAUUGUCGUAGUGGCAAGAGGUCGCAAGCGGCAGCAGAAAUAGCCCAAAAGCUAGGCUAUACAAAUGUGAAAAAUUAUGUGGGUUCAUGGUUGGAAUGGGCUGACAAAGAGGGUCUACCUAAAUGA
Messenger RNA from Musca vetustissima, 483 nucleotides. RefSeq names its product rhodanese domain-containing protein CG4456-like. The coding region runs from base 1 to 483 and encodes 160 amino acids. The record is from RefSeq and is a predicted model, not a curated record. NCBI's taxonomy places the organism in Eukaryota, Metazoa, Arthropoda, Insecta, Diptera, Muscidae. Gene Ontology annotation, molecular function: thiosulfate-cyanide sulfurtransferase activity. The transcript has 2 exons. Gene Ontology annotation, cellular component: mitochondrion.